AUGGGGACUACUGAGUCAAUAUUUUGGGAAGACGAAGAUGGAACGGAAUCCGUAGAUCCACAAAGACAUUUUCCACAGUCUCAGCAAUCAUCGCUCAAGCAGCCAUCAUCACGUCCAUCUCCCAGCAAACCAUCCACAGGACCUCGCAAAGGAGGUCGGCACCCACCGCCACCUAUAAUACGAAUAAGAGGAUUGCUGUUGGGAGGUCCAAAAACUGGAAAGCAGACACUCCUGGCACGUCUACAAGGAAUUGAUCCAUACGGUCCUAAUCUAGAAUCGCACCAACCUACCAACCCUUCAGCACCACCCUCAGCACCACCUAUAAGGACAGCGUCGAUUCCAUACCAACCAACUGAUCAAAAAAAAUGUUGGGAUCGUAUUCUAUUGCAUGUUCAGACCACCCGAACGAUUGAGCCUGAACUACAUGGUGCAACCGAUUUUGCUAUCUUGUUGAUUCAUCCCCUUCAUAAGUUUGAGAAGACGAGAUCCUAUGUGUUGAGUGUGUUUGAGAAGACGAGAUCCUAUGUGUUGAGUGUGGUAGCCACGUUAUUGAGACAAGCGGGAUACAAACCAAAGCAGCAGCCACAAACAAAGACAGAGGAAUCCAAGAAUAAUGAACCGGAAGAAUCCAAGAAUAAUGAACCGGAUAACAAGGCACAAGCUGAAGAGCCCCAAAAUGAACCAUCCAAAGAUGAUGACGCUGAGAGGCGCCCAAUUUGCUUGUGUGUCCUAUUCAACUUUCGCGAUUUUGGACAACCGCAAGAACAAAGGGCAGAAAUACAAGACAAUAUUAAGAAACUGAUUCGUACUCUGAUUCAAGAUCAUUUCGAAGUCCCCGCUUCGAUGGUCGCUCUGCAGUUUGCAGAAACCUGUUUGAGGAAUUGCUACGGUCUCAACGUGCUUCAUCACUUUAUCUACAGAACCUAUCUCUUACGCAAAGAGAUUGAUUUGCAACGUCAACUGAAACAAGUUCAACAACAGGCAACCAAAACGGAAGAUCACCCAGUCAUGUCAUAUGAUGAAUUCGUCCAAGUGUUGGAAGAAGAAGAAAGACAAGAGGAACAAGAGCAAGCCGAACGGCUAGCACGACAAGAGCAAGCACCACUAGAACCGCAGACUGAUCUUGUAGCCGAAGCAGCACAGCUGAGGCAACAAAUGUUACUUCAACAACAGCAACUACAGCAGACGCAAACAAAACAGCAAUCCAGAUCAGCAUCAAGAAUGGAAACCAAAUCCAAAUCCAAACCAACACCACAUACUACACCACAAACAAAACAGCAACCCAAAGCAGGAGCAUCUGAUCUCACUCCUAUCCGUCGAAACGUAAUGUUUCAGAAAUUACCACCUCAAUUCCCAUCUGGUAUGGGCAAGGACGCUUUGGAAGCUUUCUUGGCCGACAGUAGUGACGAGGAAGAACCACAACGAGCACCCCAACAAAAAGUCAAAAAGCCAAAGUCCAAUGCAGUCUUUGAUUCUUCGGAUGAUGACGACGACGACGACGACGAUUUCUUUUACGACGAAAAAGGCAAUCGAAAGGUCAACCAUCCAUCACACCAUAUUCUUCGUGCCAAUCCGACAUCUACCAAAAGUACUACAGCUUCUGUUCCUCCCGCAGCAGCAGCAGCUUCUCGCAAAGAAAUCCCAUCUCCUCCGAAACCAAUUCCAUCCAAGCCUAUGGAACCGAAGAGUACCACACCAAUGGUGGACGAGAAGAAGGAAGGUGUGGAAGUUCCAAAGGAAAUGAAGUCGCCGAAAGCUCCCAAUGCCGCAGCACACGAUGACAACGACCAUGAUGGUUCCCAAGCGGAAAUAUCAUCACCAAAGGAAGUUUCAGCACAGGAAACAAAGCAGAACAAAGAAGAAAGCAGUCAUACCAGCGCAAACGAUGCUGAUGCGCCUGCUUCACCAGCUCCCAAUGUUACGUCAAAGGUAGCAGCAGAUGAUGAUGGCUGGAGUGACGACGACGAUGAUGAUUAUGUAAUUGAGACUACCCCCGUGCUCGACUCUGACGAGGAAGACGACGGAGAUACACCAAGGACUCCCGCACCGCAACAAGCUGGAAGGAGCGACAAGAUUCCAAAAGCCACUCCGGCGUCUCCAAUGCAAGAGGAAGAUGACGACAAUGAAGAGUCUUCCGACUUUGUCGUUGCCCAAGGCACCAGUGCUGUCAUUACAUCGGCCUCGGACGAUGAUAGUUGGGGAGAUGAUGAUGGCGACGGUGAUAAUGGCAGCUAUCAGCCCAUUUCCUCCACACCUGCGGCCCCAGCGGCACCUUCUCCUACGGGUGGUGGAUUGAGUGCUGCAGCCAUGGCCGCCAUUGCCGCCGCUCAAAGGGAGGCCGAAGCCAUGUUGCACCAACAAGCAGCCCCUUCCACUGUCAUACCAGAACGCAAGAAGAAAAAGAAGGACAAGUCCGAAAAGAAGGAGAAGAAGAAAAAGUCCAAGAAGAAAAAUAAAGAAUGA
This is a messenger RNA of Cylindrotheca closterium, 2463 nucleotides long. Lineage: Eukaryota; Bacillariophyta; Bacillariophyceae; Bacillariales; Bacillariaceae. The record is from the annotation of a GenBank genome assembly.